This is a messenger RNA of Morus notabilis, 2008 nucleotides long. RefSeq names its product serine/threonine-protein kinase STY13. Lineage: Eukaryota; Viridiplantae; Streptophyta; Magnoliopsida; Rosales; Moraceae. Gene Ontology annotation, biological process: protein phosphorylation. The transcript has 3 exons. The record is from RefSeq and is a predicted model, not a curated record. Gene Ontology annotation, molecular function: ATP binding; protein kinase activity. Bases 375 to 1658 code for a protein of 427 amino acids.
GAAAGAAGAAGAGGAGAGAAGAGAAAAUGUGUAAAGGAAGACCAGAAGACUUGGAAGACUAAAGAGCGGAAGAAGAAGAAGAAGAGCGUUUAAAUCCGUGCAUUAGCUACGAUUGAUUCUCGAUCUCUUUGAGUUUUGAUCUUUGAAUUGCUAAAUUACUUUCCUUUAUCAACUCAUUCUCAUCAAUCCGACGCCCCGGCUUUCUCCAUCAAGAUUGUUUUCCGUGGAAUUAGAAGGGUGGGUCACUGGGUUUGAAGUUGUGAUGGUGAAGACAUAUGGAUUCGAACUUUGAAUAUGACAAAUUAAGGAAUCAAACUCACAACAAUUAGGAAGGAAUCAUUAAACAAGAAGAAGAAGAAGAAGAAAAUACUAAGAUGUUGGAGGGAGGUCCAAAAUUCAGCGGAAUUAUUAGCCAUGAGAACAACAACAACAACAACAACAAGUACGGGGAAUUCAAUCUGUCCCAAGUCCAAGGUCAAGGCUUCUAUUACAAGCUUGAUGAGGGCACCAACAUGUCCAUUGACAGCUUUGCCAGCCUCCAAACCAGCAACGACGGUGGAUCCGUCGCCAUGUCCAUCGACAACAGCAGCGUCGCCUCCAACACCAACGACUCCCACACCCGCAUCUUGAACCACCAGGGCCUUAAACGCCGCCCCAAUGACAACUACUCUGUCCAGCACAGCGUCAACCGCCGUGGGAGAGUGAUGCACGCUCUCGGCGAUGAUGCCCUCGCUCGAGCCCUCAUGGACAACACUUUCUCCGUGGAGGGGCUGGAGGAUUACGAGGAGUGGACCCUCGAUUUGAGAAAGCUCAACAUGGGGGAGGCAUUUGCCCAAGGCGCGUUCGGUAAGCUUUACAGAGGGACUUAUAAGGGGGAGGAUGUCGCCAUCAAGCUGCUGGAGAGGCCUGAGAAUGACCCCGAGAAGGCUCAGCUGAUGGAGCAGCAGUUUCAGCAGGAGGUCAAGAUGCUUGCCACCCUCAGGCAUCCCAACAUUGUGCGUUUCAUCGGGGGCUGCCGUAAACCGAUGGUGUGGUGCAUUGUCACCGAAUAUGCUAAGGGUGGAUCCGUUCGCCAGUUUUUGAUGAAGCGCCAGACCCGCUCUGUCCCUUUGAAAUUGGCGGUCAAGCAAGCGUUGGAUGUUGCCAGGGGAAUGGCCUAUGUCCAUGCUCUGGGGUUGAUUCAUCGAGACCUUAAGUCGGACAAUCUUUUGAUCUUUGCUGACAAAUCAAUAAAAAUUGCCGAUUUUGGUGUUGCUCGGAUUGAAGUUCAGACGGAAGGGAUGACUCCGGAGACUGGAACAUAUCGCUGGAUGGCUCCUGAGAUGAUCCAGCACAGGCCAUACACGCAGAAAGUGGAUGUUUAUAGCUUUGGAAUAGUUCUUUGGGAACUUAUUACCGGAAUGCUCCCAUUUCAGAACAUGACAGCGGUGCAGGCAGCGUUUGCGGUCGUCAAUAAGGGGGUCCGUCCCAUUGUCCCCAAUGAUUGUUUACCAGUUCUGGGUGAGAUCAUGACUCGAUGCUGGGAUGCCAACUCUGAUGUCAGACCACCCUUCACCGAGGUCGUGAGAAUGCUCGAGAACGCAGAAACUGAGAUCAUGACAACCGUGCGGAAGGCUCGUUUCAGGUGUUGCAUGACCCAACCCAUGACAGCAGACUGACCCUCCCACGAAAAUUGGAGAAAAGAGAAGAGUGACAUGAAAAAGAAAGACAAAAGAAGAAGGCCAUUCAUAGUGUUGUAGCUUUUGUGUAUUUAUUAUCAGGUUAAUUUUCUUUCUUGCUUAAGAUAGAAAAGAAGAAAAGGGAAAAAGUAAAAUGGUGAUGAUAAGAGUAUUUGGUUGUAAGUCGGGUAUUGUGUUAUGAAAUAGGUUUCGCCUUUCGGUUGAUGAGUCAGUAAAAUAGGAUGUGUAUCUAUCCAUACAUAUACAUUCACUCUCAUGAUAUGUAUUAUUAACCUUCCUUUGUUUAGCUCUGUUGUAUUUGACAAAAUUGCCAAGUUUGUUUUGUUUUC